AUGCUGGCGGCGCUCGAGCUGCGCGUGUCCCUCGGCUGGGACGACCUCCUCGUGACGACCUUUGGCGAGCCCAAGGUCGGCAACCAGCCGCUGUGUGACUACGUCGAUGCCGUCUUUGCGCUCGACGCCGAGGCCGCCGGCGCCGCGGACCCAGAGAAGCGCGUGUACCGCCGCGUGACGCACGCCGAUGAUCCCGUCCCGCUGCUGCCACUGACGGAGUGGGGGUACCGCUCGCACGGCGGUGAGUUCUUCAUCACGAAGCCGGACCUGUCGCCGUCGGUCGAGGAUGUCGUCGUCUGCCGCGGUGCCAGCGACGAUCAGUGCAUCGCGCAGGGCGACGUCGAGGUCGAGGAAGUGGAGGCGGUGGCCGACGAGGUUGUGCAGGAGGCGGGGGCGGAGGGACUCGCCGGGCCCGUCGAGGGGACGGCGCCCCAGGAGCGCAGGUGGGUCAAGAGAUUCCCGAGCGUGCCGGCGCGCUUCAAGCUGUGGCAGCUGUUCUUCGCGCACCGGGACUACUUUUGGCGCAUCGGCCUCUGCGUGCCCGGCGGGGACCCUGCGAAUUGGGGCCGGGAGAAGUAUCCUGACGGCCAGGGGGAUGACGACGAUGCCCGGCUAGAGGAGCUUUAG
Messenger RNA from Verticillium alfalfae VaMs.102, 627 nucleotides. RefSeq names its product triacylglycerol lipase FGL2. Lineage: Eukaryota; Fungi; Ascomycota; Sordariomycetes; Glomerellales; Plectosphaerellaceae. The transcript has a single exon. Bases 1 to 627 code for a protein of 208 amino acids. Gene Ontology annotation, biological process: lipid metabolic process. The record is from RefSeq and is a predicted model, not a curated record.